AUGAUUUUGUGGUCUAUAUUCGGCAUCAUAAUAUUGUUAGUACUAAUAGUGAAGGUGUACCAGAAACUGACAGUUGGAAUAUGUCGGACCAGUGCUCAUAUGGUCGGAAAAGUGGUGAUAGUGACUGGUGGAAACAGUGGACUCGGCUUGGAGACAGCCAAGGAUCUGGCGAGUCGUGGUGCUAGGGUGAUUUUGGCUUGUAGGAGCGUUCGACGAGCGGCAGCCGCGAAGGAAGAAAUAAUAAACGCGAGUGGCAACACUGAUGUCCACUUCCGACAACUAGAUUUAGCUUCACUUCGAUCGGUCAAGGACUUCUGCGAUCACAUUUAUAAAACAGAGAAGCGUGUCGAUGUCCUCAUCAACAAUGCUGGUGCGGGCGGGCUCGGUAACGGUAAAACAGCUGAUGGACUUCACGUUGGAAUGCAAGUUAAUUACUUCGCACCAUUUCUUUUGACUUGUCUGCUUGUGCCUUUGAUGAAGUCUUCUGCACCGAGCCGAAUUAUAAAUGUGUCAUCCAUGAUACAUAAAUAUGGAGAGUUAGACUUUGACAAUUUGAAUAUGGAGAAGUACUGGAGUGACUAUCUGGUGUAUGCGAACAGUAAACUUUUCCUGAAUUUGAUGACAUUAGAAUUAAGUUCAAGACUGAAAGGUACGGGUGUUACAGUAAACGCUCUGCAUCCAGGAGUGGCUGCAACAAAUAUAUUCAGGAACAUUCCUAGCAAUAUCAUUAGAAAUAUUGUAGAAAAAUGUAUAGGAUUUAUGUUCCAAAGUCCUUGGGAGGCAGCACAAACCACUAUAUACCUCUCAGUAUCUCCUGAAGUAGAAGGUGUGAGUGGUAAAUACUUUAGUGAUUGCCAAGAGAAGUUACCUUCGAAGUGUUCCCAAGAUGCCGAGUUAGCUAAGAGACUGUGGAUAGAAUCGGAGAAAUUAGUGAAAUAUACUUUAUCGGACAAUUAG
Messenger RNA from Spodoptera littoralis (African cotton leafworm), 957 nucleotides. NCBI's taxonomy places the organism in Eukaryota, Metazoa, Arthropoda, Insecta, Lepidoptera, Noctuidae. The record is from the annotation of a GenBank genome assembly.